Oncorhynchus keta (chum salmon) is the source of this 4990-nucleotide messenger RNA. RefSeq names its product inositol monophosphatase 1-like. The transcript has 9 exons. Bases 134 to 970 code for a protein of 278 amino acids. The record is from RefSeq and is a predicted model, not a curated record. Lineage: Eukaryota; Metazoa; Chordata; Actinopteri; Salmoniformes; Salmonidae. Gene Ontology annotation, molecular function: inositol monophosphate 1-phosphatase activity. Gene Ontology annotation, biological process: signal transduction; inositol metabolic process; phosphatidylinositol phosphate biosynthetic process.
CAACGGUAUUCAAAUGCUGGCUUUUAUUUUGAAGGUUUUGUCAUUGCUAUAGGAAAAUGAUGUCAUAAUUUGUGCUGCUGGCAGAAUAGUAGUGCAGAGGUUAGAAAAGGGAAACAAUACAGUUAUCGUCAUCAUGGCAGACCCUUGGAAAGAGUGCAUGGACCACUGCCUUGAGGUGACCAAAGAGGCUGGGAAGAUGAUCCAAGAAGCGUUGCAGAAGGACAUCUCCAUCAUGCAGAAGAGCUCUCCUGUGGACCUGGUCACUGAGACCGAUCAGAAGGUGGAGCAGCUCAUCAUCUCCUCCAUCAAGGAGAAGUUUCCCACACACAGUUUUAUAGGUGAAGAGUCUGUAGCGGCGGGAGCAACCAGCAACCUAACUGAUAAUCCCACCUGGAUCAUCGACCCCAUUGAUGGGACCACCAACUUUGUCCACAGAUUCCCCUUUGUCUCUAUGUCGAUUGGUUUUGCUGUGAAGAAAGAGAUAGAGUUUGGCAUUGUCUACAGCUGCCAAGAGGGCAAGAUGUACACAGCACGGAAGGGGAAAGGGUCAUUCUGUAAUGGAGAACCCAUCAAAGUGUCUGGGCAGGAAGACAUCACCAAGUCCUUGGUCCUGACAGAGAUGGGCUUUAAGAAGGAUCCAGAGCACUUCAAAACCAUGAUGGGCAACAUCGAGACAAUCCUCACCAUCCCUGUGCACGGCAUCCGCUCGCCGGGUAGUGCGGCAGUCAACAUGUGCCUGGUGGCGUGCGGAGCGGCUGAUGCCUACUACCACAUGGGCAUACACUGCUGGGACAUGGCUGGAGGAGCUGCCAUCAUUAGAGAGGCUGGGGGUGUCAUCAUGGACAUCUCAGGAGGCCCAUUUGACCUGAUGUCCAGGAGGCUGAUCAUUGCCAGCAGCAGAACCAUCGCAGAGCGCAUCUCCCAGGUGAUAAAAGCAUUCCCUGUAGGAAGGGACGACAUCGAGGGAUAGAGUACCAUCACACACACACACAUGCAUGCACAGAGGGACUGACACAUGGCUGCAGGUGCAUGCGCACCCAGCAGAACACACAUACACAUGUUUAGAUUAGUCAGGUCAAGAUCCUCUCUGCGCCUUAAUUGUUAAACUGGUGGUAUUAACCUUUCUCUGAAUGCACCUCAGUGGAUUUGCAAAAACCUAUCAAUGAAGACCAACUUUAUUCAUUUAAUUGACUGUUUGCCCCUCAAGGGCUUUGACUUGCAUCUCAUUUUUUGGGGGCAUUUAAGUGAGAACAAGAUUAGAAAAUGUGGUCAUUGUAGACCAAGACAUUUUCUGUCUCAAUCAUACACCACAUGGCCAAAGGUAUGUAGACAUACCUUCAAAUUUGUGGAUUUGUUUAUUUUAGCCACACUCAUUGCUGACAAGUGUUUAAAAUCAAGCACACAGCCAUGCAAUCUCUAUAGACAAAUAUUGGCAGUAAAAUGGCCUUACUGAAGAGCUCAGUGACUUUCAACGUGGCACUGUCAUAGGAUGCCAUCUUUCCAAUAAGUUAGUUUGUCAGAUUUAUGCUCUGCUAGAGCUGCCCAGGUCAACUGUAAUUGCUGUUAUUGUGAAGUGGAAACGUCUAGGAACAACAACGGCUCAGCCGCGAAGUGGUAGGCCGCACAAGCUCACAGAACAGGACCGCUGAAGCACGUAGCGCGUACAAAUCAUCUGUCUUCAGUUGCAAUACUCACUACUGAGUUCCAAACUGCCUCUGGAAGCAACUUCAGCACAAUAACUGUUCGUCAGGGGAGCAUCAUGAAAUAGGUUUCCAUGGCAGAGCAGCCACAACACUAGCUUCAGAUCACCAUGCGCAAUGCCAAGCGUCGGCUAGAGUGGUGUAAAGCUUGCCGCCAUUGGACUCUGGAGUAGUGGAAAUGUGUUCUCUCGAGUGAUGAAACACGCUUCACCAUCUGUCAAUCCGAUGGAUGAAUCUGGGUUUGGCGGAUUCCAGGAUAACGAUACCUGCACCAAUGCCUUAUGCCAACUGUAAAGUUUGGUGGAAGAUUAAUAAUGGUCUGUGGCUGUUUUUCAUGGUUUGGGCUAGGCCCCUUAGUUCCAGUAAAUGGAAAUCUUAACGCUACAGCAUACAAUGACAUUCUAGACAAUUCUGUGCUUCCUGUUUCUGCAUGACAAUGCCCCCAUGCACAAAGCGGGGUCCAUAUAGAAAUGGUUUGCCGAGAUGAGUGUGGACAAAAAUGACUGGCCUGAACAGAGCCCUGACAUCAACCCCAUCGGAAACCUUUGGGAUGAAUUGGAAUGCAGACUGCUAGUCCGGCCUAAUCGCCCAACAUCAGUGCAUGACCUAACUAAUGCUCUUGUAGCUGAAUGGAAGCCAGUCCCUGCUGAAAUGUUCCAACAUCUAGUGGAAAGCCUUCCCAGCUGAGUGGAGGCUGUUAUAGCAUCAAAGAGGGAACAACUCCAUAUUAAUGGCCAUGAUUUUGGAAUGAAAUGUUCAACGAGCAGGUUCUCCACAUACUUUUGGUCAUGUGUAAGUUGAAUAUUUUAAGUAACUGUAUUAUAACUUGAACAAAUAACACAAACCUCAGCAGUAUAUAGCUUCCUUGACUGAUUUAGAAUCUUGAGUUACAAAGACAUCCAUUGACUUUCCACAAAAUAUAUAGGGAAAUCUGUAUUUAUUUAGAUCUGAAUUGUAAUGAAUUAUUUUCCUACUCUACUACAGUGCUAAAUACUUUAUAUGUUAUGUACUGUGAGGUAUAUUUAUUUAUUGCAGGUAUUGGUAUAAUAUGUUAAAGCUUUCGCAAAUAACUUGUUACCCACAUUUAUUAUUUUACAAACCUCUCAUAUUUGGAGUGACCAUACAUUGAAGCCUCACUCCCAGAGAACAUAACAUGUUGGUUAGCUACAGUGGGGCAAAAAAGUAUUUAGUCAGCCACCAAUUGUGCAAGUUCUCCCACUUAAAAAGAUGAGAGGCCUGUAAUUUUCAUCAUAGGUACACUUCAAUUAUGACAGACAAAAUGAGAAAAAAAAUCCAGAAAAUCACGUUGUAGGAUUUUUUAUGAAUUUAUUUGCAAAUUAUGGUGGAAAAUAAGUAUUUGGUCAAUAACAAAAGUUUCUCAAUACUUUGUUAUAUACCCUUUGUUGGCAAUGACAGAGGUCAAACGUUUUCUGUAAGUAUUCACAAGGUUUUCACACACUGUUGCUGGUAUUUUGGCCCAUUCCUCCAUGCAGAUCUCCUCUAGAGCUGUGAUGUUUUGGGGCUGUUGCUCCCUCCAAAGAUUUUCUAUUGGGUUGAGAUCUGGAGACUGGCUAGGCCACUCCAGGACCUUGAAAUGCUUCUUACGAAGCCACUCCUUCGUUGCCCGGGCGGUGUGUUUGGGAUCAUGGUCAUGCUGAAAGACCCAGCCACGUUUCAGCCCUUGCUGAUGGAAGGAGGUUUUCACUCAAAAUCUCACGACACAUGGCCCCAUUCAUUCUUUGCUUUACACGGAUCAGUCGUCCUGGUCCCUUUGCAGAAUAACAGCCCCAAAGCAUGAUGUUUCCACCCCCAUGCUUCACAGUAGGUAUGGUGUUCUUUGGAUGCAACUCAGCAUUCUUUGUCCUCCAAACACGACAAGUUGAGUUUUUACCAAAAAGUUAUAUUUUGGUUUCAUCUGACCAUAUGACAUUCUCCCAAUCUUCUUCUGGAUCAUCCAAAUGCUCUCUAGCAAACUUCAGACGGGCCUGGACAUGUACUGGCUUAAACAGGGGGACACGUCUGGCACUGCAGGAUUUGAGUCCCUGGCGGCGUAGUGUGUUACUGAUGGUAGGCUUUGUUACUUUGGUCCCAGCUCUCUGCAGGUCAUUCACUAGGUCCCCCCGUGUGGUUCUGGGAUUUUUGCUCACCGUUCUUGUAAUCAUUUUGACCCCAUGGGGUGAGAUCUUGUGUGGAGCCCCAGAUCGAGGGAGAUUAUCAGUGGUCUUGUAUGUCUUCCAUUUCCUAAUAAUUGCUCCCACAGUUGAUUUAUUCAAACCAAGCUGCUUACCUAUUGCAGAUUCAGUCUUCCCAGCCUGGUGCAGGUCUACAAUUUUGUUUCUGGUGUCCUUUGACAGCUCUUUGGUCUUGGCCAUAGUGGAGUUUGGAGUGUGACUGUUUGAGGUUGUGGACAGGUGUCUUUUAUACUGAUAACAAGUUCAAACCGGUGCCAUUAAUACAGGUAACGAGUGGAGGACAGAGGAGCCUCUUAAUGAAGAAGUUACAGGUCUGUGAGAGCCAGAAAUCUUGCUUGUUUGAAGGUGACCAAAUACUUAUUUUCCACCAUAAUUUGCAAAUAAAUUCAUAAAAAAUCCUACAAUGUGAUUUUCUGGAUUUUUUUCCUAAUUUUGUCUGUCAUAGUUGAAGUGUACCUAUGAUGAAAAUUACAGGCCUCUCUCAUAUUUUUAAGUGGGAGAACUUGCACAAUUGGUGGAUGACUAAAUACUUUUUUGCCCCACUGUACCUGACGUUAGUUGAUAAGCCAUAAAGAGUAUUGCAGAUAUCUUACUAUGAGUGUAGCUUUGUAUGAUUUAGUGACUAAAUAAAGACAUGUUUUGAGAAGUGAUGUUCUGUAAUGUUUUCUUAGGCUAUAUGAAGAGGGAAGUAAAAAGAAAAAGCAAUUUCAUUUCUAUACUAAUAAUGAUAUUGCCACACAUGUCUUUAUGAAUAACUGAUGGAUAUAGUGUUUUUGUAUUUUGUUCCUUAUGUAGUCGCUGUUGUCUGUGCUAACAGCGAGGUGGAAAAAACAUAAAUCGGUCAUUUAAAAAAGCCAAUGCCCAAACAGGAAAGUCACAAGAGAUGAGAAUAUAUAGCAAUGGUUAGUUUCACAGGGGAAGGCUAAGAAUCACGUUGUCUGCCUGAACUGUCGCCUGAUAAAAACAAUUUGUUUUACAGACAACCUGAGGAUAGAAGGUCUUGAUAAUAAUCUCUUUGAAGUAGGUUUAUAUGUAAUUAUUUUGGAAUGUUUUGUCAAGGGUCUACAUUAUUUUAUAAAGAACAUACAUUCACACCAA